Messenger RNA from Ambispora leptoticha, 1146 nucleotides. The record is from the annotation of a GenBank genome assembly. NCBI's taxonomy places the organism in Eukaryota, Fungi, Glomeromycota, Glomeromycetes, Archaeosporales, Ambisporaceae.
AUGUCGGGAAGAAGCGGUCGUCGUGGAUUCGAUCCAGUUGGCAACGUCAUUUUCUUUGGUUUAACUCAAACAAAAAUUUCACGGCUUCUCGUGUCUGAUUUACCAAACCUAAGUGGGCAUUUUCCACUUACGACAACAAUGGUGUUGCGCAGCUUUCUCCUACUAACGCAAUCCAAAAAUACUGACUAUGCCGAAAAGGCCAUUAAGGGAUUUUUGGGAACUUCAUUUUUCUGUUUAGGAAAGGAGUAUCUUUCCACUCAAAUCAAACACCAUCUAUACUUCUCAAUUCAGUAUCUAAUACGGGAAAAUUUACUCACUUACGAUGGUCAAUUAUUAAAUCUCGCAGGAGCAGUAUAUCACCUCUAUUACACGGAACCCAGCAAUUUCGCGUUUGCAGUUUUAUAUAAGCAUGGCGUUUUCCACGAAAUCUGCUCAAAUGUGUACGAAAAUUCACAAUAUGUCAAAGAUACACUCAUGCUCGUACUUUCCAAUCUUUUUAACGUGAUUCGAUUGCGCUCGGAUGGCUCUCUCUCGGAGGCCCAAAAAAAAUAUCCAUCCAAGGUUGUGCUUGACCCGAUUCCCAAAUCAAUCCAGCGAACUUUGAAUGAACAUAAUGAUCGCGUUCUUCGUAUUUAUUCUGCAUAUAUAAUCUCUUAUGCGAAGACUCUCUAUGAUCCAGACAACAAGCUUCCAUUGUCAGGAAGUCAAUUUCCGCCUAAGUCUAGCAAUCUCGAUCAUUUGACGGACCAGCUUAUGCAAACAUGUGUCUCUUUUACGGCCCGUUCGCCAUUCAUGGCUGUCGUCAGUGGUCAGGGUGAUCGUUUUAGAAAUGUCUAUGACUUGACAUCACAUCUGCGCAGCAACAUAUUUCUUGAUGCUAACAGUAUCCCAUUUGUGGAAACCGAUCGUUACCUGAAGAAUGCAUAUCUCUUGGAUUUCUUCUCGCAUGGACAGGAAAAUGCGCUUAUUAAAGCAAAUUGGAUCAGACCCGGAGAGCUUUGGCAGGUGUUAAAAGAUUUUUCUCUAACCCUGAAUGCUAUCUGUACAUCAUUGGAGACCAUGGAUGGUAGUGAUGAAAAUGUAUUGUAUGGGUUCACAAUAGUACGAGAUGAGUUUAACGAGAAGUUCAAAAAAAUUUGGGCCUAA